Molecule: messenger RNA, 4695 nt
Organism: Paramuricea clavata
Lineage: Eukaryota; Metazoa; Cnidaria; Anthozoa; Malacalcyonacea; Plexauridae
Source: the annotation of a GenBank genome assembly
AUGAAGUCAGUUUUGAAGAUUUGUUUUCCACCAGACCCAGCAGGAGCAAACGAUGGUGUGAUUUUCAAGGAAACGAUGGAGCCAAUGCUCACGGACAAUCAGACUGAAUUUCUGCCUUCAUCAGUUCCAGUCCAUGAUGCACUGGUAUGUUACAUAAUUUAACAAUGUAUAUACUGUAUACCUGUACCCUUUUUAUACAGUACAUUACAGGCACAGAGUUCACAUUUUUCAAGCACAAAAAUAUUUCAAUGGGGAUGUUUGAUAAUUAGAAGGAUGUUCGAUGCACUUUUUUAAGACAUUUUUUACUCUUUUCUAACAUCCCAUUGUGUAUCAUUGUAAAUUUUUACCAUAGUGAUAUUUGUCUUGAAGGGCCCUGGGUAAGAUAGCUUUUUUCUUACAUAUUAUAUUCAUACAUUUAUAAUAUUCGUUUACUUUCAUAUGUAGGUUGGCAACCCAGCUAAUUCAGAUCCUGCUGCAAUGCUAGGCUUUUAUGGAGAAGAUGAGGUUCGGUUUGGUGGAAGUCCAAGCAUUGAUCCUGAAUCAAAUUUUCAACCCACUAUUCCUAUGGAAACUUCUACUCUCCAACCUACCGAAGGAAAUGUAGUAAGUGUGUGCAUGUGAUUAGGAUUUAUCUCGUCAGCAUUAUUGAUGUACCCGAAAUGGCAAAAUUUGUAUCGAGAUCGCCACAUCGGAUAUCAGUAUGGUGUACUGUAACAUCCUAAGAUGAAAAUAUCAGUUUUGGUAAUCUUCAUGCCAAUACUGUACUGUACUUCCGACAUUUGCCCUGCAUAUUUGUAUGGUGACCGGCUGACGUUAAAUAGUAUUCGCCUUAGUUUGCUACCGUAGUACUGUACCAACCGCAUGGUCGAAUGCACAGUACCAAUGGGGCAUUCACUUGAGAAAAUAAAUAUUCGUUAUCCCUGUGAUCUCCAGCUAUCGGAAUUAAGCAAAAUUUCUGGUUCCAAGCCAAAAUUACCUCUGUUUACAUGAUCGAACCCCGCGGCAAUUCUACUUUUCACAGCGCCGUUUGUUCUAAGUAUUAUGGAUGAACUGAGGAUGUCAAUGAAAACGAACUUAAAAAGAAUGUCAAGUGUGAAAUUUCUCCCUUUUUUCGUAAGAAGCACCCAUCUUGUUUGAGGCCGGCGAACGGCGAAUUUCGUCAGCACUAAGAAGACAUUUGACAGCCAUUUGCCAGAGGCUAUAUUCGCCGGUACUUGCAGUCAUGACAAACUGAAAUUUUUAGCCUUGCAAGCCUUUGCCCACCACUCAACUUACAACGCUCUUGAAGCUUCGACCGAUCCGAAAAUUCGUUUCAUACUCGCUUCGCUCAUAGAGCCUCAGUAGAGCAAAAUAGUAUUGGCUAUACCCAAAUUAUUAUUAGUCAGGACUUCAAACGGAUAUACCUGAAGGGCUGAAGAAGACCAAACAUAAUAACUGUCUGUUACAGUGUUACUGCGUUGCAUGAAGCAAAAGUCCGUAACAAAAACAUUAUAUAUAAACUUGUUGUAGAAACCUGUUAACUGCGCUUGGGAAAUUUACCAGUGAGUUUGACGUUUUGCACUGCAGGCUACCGAAAUGAAAGCCUUCUCUUUAAUGUUUAUUUUAAUUUUAGCAGGAAUCAAGCGAGCCGUCAAAGAUACCUGACCCAGCGCCUGUAAUGGGUACGUGUAAAGUUAGCAUUUAUAUUAGGAGAAUUUCGUAUAAAAUGACGUAUAGAAUUUCGUGUUGUGUACGAUAAUUUGUCUUGCAAGGAUUAAUACAAGCAUUUUAGUCUACCGUUUUUUCGGAAGAAAUUGAGUUUUACUAGGAGAACACCACAGUACAUCUACCAAGAUAUCCACCGCCCGGAAAAUUCUUGAUUUUGUUCAUACAAAAUAACAUUUUCUGCAUUCAGACUGCACUUUAAAACGGAUUUUAAUGACCCGUUGAAGAAUGUACAACAACGAUCAAGUAUACUUUCUUCCUUUUACAGUUAGUUAUUCACAUUUGCCAUAAUUUUUUCAAAACAUAUUGUGAAAAAUAUAAUUACGGAGAAAGAUUGAGUUUUUACUAAUAUCCGUACACUGCUUGUAGUAAAGUGCUUGUAUUAACCCUUGAUCUUGUAAACAUGUUGUUUACAAGUAAACACACGGAAUGUACUGUAUAUACAGACGUAAAAUCUCGCAUCUUGUCAACAAGAUGUGUUCGCGACAUAUUUGAAGCAAGCUUGUCAACAACAAGUGUUAAUAAUGAUGUCAUUUCAUCAAGUUGCCACAAGAUUCUCACUAUAACUGCUUGUCAACAAGUUGUUGAAUUGCAGGAAAGCAACUUGUUGGCACUACCACUGCUGGGAACAACCAGUGCGAACACAUCCUAACACAAUGUAACAAGUUGUUGAAACCGCAUUGGCGCAAGUCGUCUGCAUGUCUGUUACAAUGCGUGCGUUUUUACGUGUGUAUAUAAUAUUUCGCAACGUUUGUGCAUGCGUGCCCGGUGGGAUGAUGUAGGUUUUGUGAUGUUCUCGUGUAAACCUUUAAGGCUCGUUGACACCUGCGAUUUUAGGUGCGAUGUUCUUCUUCUGAUGGAUGUGAACGAGUGGAUAAAUUAGGCCAAAAAAAAAAAUAUGUGGGUUUCCGGUUUCUUCUUAUAAAAACUUAGGUAGGGUAGGUCGGUUUUAACUUUUUUUUUUAAACUUUUUUUAAUUUUCCGAAUAAGCGGACGCCAUUUUGUUUAGUCAGUGCUUCCACAUCCAAAGAUAUAAUUCCCUAAUAUUUCCUCAAAUUUCAAUUUUCCACAAUUUUUUUCCUGUAAGUGGAAACACUUACAAGCAUGAUCCAAUAAAAAAGUUUAGGGUCGGGAUUUCGACGUCCAAAAGCUAGGUAGGGUCGGGAAACCGGAAACCCACAUAUUUUUUUUUUGGCCUUAUGUAUAUUCGGAUGAGGGUACAUGUCCUCCGAACAUUCAUAACUCAUCUGCUCGUUCACAUGCAUCAGAAGGAGAAAAUCCCACCAGAAAUCGCAGCAAAAAUUGCAAGUGUGAACGGGCCUUUAGUGAGAUUAUUUCUCACCAUGUUUGCUUUUUUGUUCAAUGCACAGGCACCUGCGAAUUCUGUGGUUUCUUUGGUGUGAAAGAGAAGUUCUUUUCCAAGUCCAAGAGAUUUUGUAAAGUGGAAUGUGCCAAAAAGUACUCAGCAUCGAACAUUAAGAAAAGGAAAACAGACAGAAUUACACCCACCAAGAAAAGGACAGUUCGAAAACCAACGCCAAGUAAAAAGGUUUGUUAAAUUUUAAAUGGGGAAUGUAUAUGUAUAGGCAGUCAGUAGCAAAACAUUGCUAAUUUUCCGCUAAUUCCGAGGCCUUGGAGGUUUUGUGAUUAUUUGUUUUCUUUUUCAACACUCAUUUACUCCGUUUAUCAAGCCAAUUUUACGGAAAUGAACUGAUGUGUACAUAUACGUAUAUAUACUAAAACCUAUAGCAAUUAUUGUAAAAUAUAUAGUCUUGCAUUUUUAAACGUUUAGCAAUAAUGCAAAUGUAUGAAACAUGCUUGCAUAUUUUUCUUGUACUACUUACAUAUAAAGUAAAAUAAUGAAUAUUUUGAUCGGCCCGAGGCCUGUUUUUUUUUCACAGUAGUUUGUAUGAAAAAGGCAACUUUGUUACAGUGUACCAAUCUAAGAUGAAUAUACGAUACGAUAAAUUGUAAACACGCGAUAAUUGGCAAAAAAAUAGUGUUAGUGUCCACACUACAACGAAAAUGAUAAAAUUAUCGUUUGACGACAACGAUAACGAUUUUAAAAUUGCUCACCCGAGCGAUUUUUUUUUCAGUCGGACGAUAACGAUAAAUUUUUGACCAAUCGGCGCGCGUUUGCAAGUUAUCGUAUCGUUGUGUAGUGUGACCUGGGCUUUAGUGUACCUGUACAGUAAUAUAACUUCCUUUGCAUGUGUAACAAACAUAUUACUGGGAAAUUUUGUUUAUUUAAAUUAAUGUGGCAAAAUAAUCGGCCAUCCGCGCAGUAGACGUCAAAUAGAUAGACGUCAGUAGACUGUUAUAUUGAGCACUGGUAACCGUUAACGUUUUGUCGAGCAAAGAAUAUAAAACUUGUUUGUUUUCUUUUCAGAUUAAGACAGAAGUAUCUCUAAUAAAACCUCAAAGUAAGUUUCAAAUAUCUUGUUCAUGUCUGUAGUAGUUGGUUCACAGCCGUCGGAAUUAGACAAAAUUUCCGGAAGCCGAAAAUUGCCUCCGUUAUGAUAGAACCAGCCGGCAAUUCUACUUUUUACGGCGGCAUUUUUUUCUAAUUGUUAUAUGGAUAAAAUAUAGUGUUAUAUGGAUAAACUGAGACAUUUUAUCACAAAAUCAAAUUAUAAAGAAUGAUUGUCAAGUAUAAAACUUCUCUUUUUUUCUUCAUAAGAAGUCCAAACAUACUGUACAGUAAUAUUACAUGUAAAACCCCCCGAAAAAACGGACCAAAAACCCAUUGCUAUACACAUUUCAUCUCGUGCAUUUCAAUGGAAGAGUGAAAAUUCAACCUUUAAGGUUAUGCUUUCAUCAAUACAAAAUAAGCGCUUGGUCGCCAUGUUACGUCAACUGUAUGUUCCAUUGUUUUAGUUGCUGACGUGGUUAUGACAGACAAUUGGCAAAAGAAAAGUUUCGUUUGGAGUGAAUAUCUAAAGAGCUGUAAUGGAAAGGCUGCUCCUGCCACAUGUUUCAGACACGUAUGUA